UAUAUAACUUGGGCUUCCUGUUCUUUAUCGGCAGAGUUGCAAUGGAAACCACAACUUCAAAAUGGCGGCAAAGAUGGAACAUGGCGGUCGAUAGAAAGAAGUUCUGAUGCCACCUAAACAAAGAAUUGCGUCCUCAAAAGGAAUUCUAGGGGUUCCUAGACGAGCUAAGGAUCAAAUUCUUAUAUUCAGUCGACAUGCAGAAGAGCUACCUUCCUCUGAUGAAAGCGACGACGGUGAUUAUUCGCCGAAAGACUACACUGCAGAAACGCUAGCGAGGCAAAAACAACAACAGCAUAUUACCAACAAAACUAAUCAACAAUCUAAAAGAAAACAAAAAAAUGUGGAUGUUGCUGAUUUAGAUGACGAGAGUUUCCUUGGAUUUAUUGGAGAAAAAUCAAACAAAAAACAUAAAACAAUCGAAAGAAAGAACGCUGAGAAGGGAGACGGGCAUGAUAACGUGUCUGUAAACACGGCUUGGUCUGAUGCCAUACCGACUGAAGUGCUCUUGUUGAUAUUUCAUUAUUGUGUGAGCACCCAGGGAGCGAUGCCUUUGCUUGGUCGACUUGCUAGAGUGUGCCGUAGAUGGAAUGCUGUUUGCAGGGAGCCCUCUCUGUGGAGAAAACUUGACUUGAGCCAUUUUGGGAAGUACACUAUUUCUGGAGAUAGCUUGAUCCAAAAGCUCUGUGGGAGAGGAGUGAUGUCAGGAGUGGAAGAGCUCCUUCUAGAUGGAUGGGUGAGGCUCACUGAUAAAGGUGUGGAGAUGCUGGUUAAGCAGUGUUCUUCCCUGAAGACACUUUCAUUGUCCAACUGUGAAAAAGUAACCUACAAGUCAGCUGUCAUGAUUGCUGGAUGCUGUCAGCAGUUAAGAAGUAUCGAUCUUUCUUCAACUAAGGUGGAUCAGCGAGGAAUAAAAGCCCUCCUGAUAGGGUUAAAAAAUGUGAUAGAGGAAAUCCUGUUGAGAUAUUGCAAGAAUAUAAAAGGUCCUAUUGGUAUGAAUUUACUGCAGGAUGAUAAAUACCCAAAGCUUACUCUUCUUGAUCUGUCAGGAAACUUUGUCAGGAAUUUUCACAUUGAAAAGCUACAGGUGGCAUGCCCUAGGCUAAAGCAGCUUCAGCUUGGUAACAUGUGUCUACAAACAGCUACUGCAAAACUUGUACAGAAGGAAUCAUCUAAGGGCUUUCCAGAUUUAGAAUUCUUCUCAAUUGCAAGUAGUGGGCAGACAGCUGUCCUAAUAAAUGAUGAUUUCGUUCACAGGAUGCUGAGCUCAUCAAACCACCUUAAAGUCCUUGACCUACGAGGCUGCAGUCGUAUUACCGCCACAGCUAUCGACACCCUGUGUGCAUCUUCUCUUGAGAGCCUCUACCUUGGCAGCACCGAUGCUAGUCUUGUCCUGGUCCAGACCGCCAUGACCAAGUGGUGUACAAGUUUGCGUGCGCUUGAUUUGAGUGGCAACACCGCUGUCAAUGAUGAUUGCCUGUCACUGUUCUCAUGGUUAGAGUGUGACGAGCUUACGAGCCUUGAUCUAUCAACAACUGCGGUCACUUGCUCCGGCCUCAGAAAUGUAUUCCUUGGAUGUCCGAAAUUGAACGAACUGAACCUCACAUCAUGCCGAGGUAUAGACCGCGGGUUCAAACAGAAACACAUCGGCCACGGGAACCUGAAACGUCUUCUCGGGAACAUUAUGUCUAAUCAGAAACAGGGGUAACAGUGCCAGGAACCCCGACUUGUACAUACAAAUGCUGAUGUUACGCCCUAACCUUGUCGCCUCUCGUUGGAACUUCUGAUGUCUGAAGGCGUAAAGGAAGGGGUUAAUCAGUGAGCUGAGCCCGAGUAGGGUGACGGGAAUCCAACUGCCCAUGACGAAGAACGCGCGUAGGCUGUUUAAAGUCACAGCAGCGUCCAGCAUCAAAUCCACAAAUCGAUACACGUAGAUCAGAAACAGGAUCAUCGGAGUUACAAAAAAGAAAAAGUUUGUCAACACCAUGAGUGAGAUCCUCUUUGCUAGGCGGGCCUCUCGUUUUACACCCAACUGUGAACUCGCUUUCUGUACGAAAACGUAGAUGCGAACGUAGAGGCCAACACUCGUAAGGUAAAUCAUGACGCAGAGUACUCCCACUGCGAGAGUGACGGUAGAAGUGUCGGUGAUGUAGGAGCCUUUGUGAAAGGGCAUUGUACACUGGAACCAUUUGUGAUACUGCAAGCCCUGCACGCCGAAUAUUGGUAGCAUCGCGAAUGUAAUAGCAAUAAGCCAGACUAGAAUGGAGAGGCGAAGUGAGAGUUUACUGCUGAGUCGGGCUGUAGGGUUAUCGCAGUGGACGAUCGCGAGGUACCUCUCCAAGGUUAAGAAAAAGGACGUGAAGACUGUGGUGACUUGAGCCGUGGUGAAGACCACCCCUAUAUUCGGGCACACCUUGAUAUUGUUCAUGAGUAACUCGUUGGGCGUCACUGUAGUAUCGUGAAAGGGGUUGUGGAUCGCGAUCAUUAUAGUAUACACCCCGACAAGUGCAUCACUCAGAGCCAUGCUGCAGAUGAGGAUGAACGACGUGCUGUUACGUAAGGAUGGGCAGAAUAUGAUAAGGAUCACGAUGACAAUGUUCAGUACAAGGAUGAUACUUCCGAUGCCGUACUGAAUGUGGAACAGUGACCGGGGUACUUCAUACAAGUGCUCAAAAUACGGGAACUGAAUCUCAUGAUUAUAACACUCCUCAUCCCCUUCGCAUAUGCAUUGAGGGGUAAAACCAAGUUUCACAUACUCAAACGUCUUUCCGUACUUGAUGACGUCAUUAUGCAAGAACUCGUCCUUUUCCAUGACACAAAUCGCAUCACCCAUGUCGUCAUCGGUCAUGUUUUUGAUACGCGUCAUGUUUCUCGCGUCCUCUGUAAAUUUGGCCAGCGUGCAAUCCUUACAGUGCAUGCUCCAUGAGACCCCUUGUAGCUCCCUUAAGUUGCAGAGUUUCAGGAUGCUUGUAUCAGGGCUGUAGUUUCUGUUACCGUACAGUUUGACUGUUUUUAGGGAGUUUAGUUCUAGAUCUGGAUCCACGUCCCAGAUCUGAAGGCCAUUGCUACUGAGAUCGCUUAAAAUAAAAAAAAAUUAAAAAAAUUAUUCUCAUUUUGCACCCUCUAAAAAGUUGAAAAUAAUUUGAAUAAUUGUAUAUUUUUGUUGUCUCUGUUUCCUUUGUCAAUACUUUUUGACUCGUGAAAAGAUUUUAGGACAUUCUUCUUGUUUAUACUUACAGUGUUAGUAAUUUGUCGAGGCCAUUAAAAGCUCCUUUGGCAAUA
Nematostella vectensis (starlet sea anemone) is the source of this 3279-nucleotide messenger RNA. RefSeq names its product F-box/LRR-repeat protein 6. The record is from RefSeq and is a predicted model, not a curated record. Gene Ontology annotation, molecular function: protein binding. Gene Ontology annotation, cellular component: SCF ubiquitin ligase complex. NCBI's taxonomy places the organism in Eukaryota, Metazoa, Cnidaria, Anthozoa, Actiniaria, Edwardsiidae. The transcript has 12 exons. The coding region runs from base 107 to 1705 and encodes 532 amino acids. Gene Ontology annotation, biological process: SCF-dependent proteasomal ubiquitin-dependent protein catabolic process.